CGAGGGGCGGGCCCGGCGUGUCUGCGCGUUGGAGCGCGGCGACAGUCCGGCCGCGGGAAGGACUGACGGAACCGCGCGCCGCCGGAUCCUCCGCGGCCAUGGCCGAGCGCGCCGUUCGCCACUGCUGCCUGGGCUGGGACUUCAGCACGCAGCAGGUAAAAGUUGUUGCUGUUGAUGCAGAGCUGAGUGUCUUCUAUGAAGACAGUGUGCAUUUUGACAGAGACCUUGUAGAAUUUGGGACUCAGGGUGGAGUUCAUGUUCACAAGGAUGGCCUGACAGUGACCUCUCCGGUCCUGAUGUGGGUCCAGGCUUUGGAUAUCAUCUUGGAGAAGAUGAAGGCUUCGGGCUUUGACUUCUCUCAAGUCCUUGCCUUGUCUGGGGCGGGCCAGCAACAUGGAAGCGUGUACUGGAAGACUGGGGCCAGCCAGGUGCUGACAAGCCUGUCACCGGACCUUCCGUUGCGUGAGCAGCUGCAGGCCUGUUUCUCCAUCAGCGACUGCCCGGUGUGGAUGGACUCCAGCACCGCAGCCCAGUGCCGCCAGCUGGAGGCCGCCGUGGGCGGGGCCCAGUCUCUCAGCCGCCUCACCGGCUCCCGUGCUUACGAGCGAUUUACAGGAAACCAGAUUGCAAAGAUUUACCAGCAGAACCCCGAGGCCUACUCACACACAGAGAGAAUUUCCCUGGUCAGCAGUUUCGCUGCUUCUCUCUUCCUUGGGUCUUACUCCCCUGUUGACUACGGUGAUGGUUCUGGAAUGAAUUUGCUGCAGAUUCAGGACAAAGUCUGGUCACAGGCUUGCCUUGGAGCCUGUGCACCUCACUUAGAGGAGAAGCUUGGCCGGCCGGUGCCAUCCUGCUCUGUUGUGGUAGGUCCCCUGCCCAUUGGCGAGGCUCACCGGAGAGCUGGUUUGCUGUUGGGGAAGUGGGAGCCAUCUCUUCCUACUUUGUCCAGCGCUAUGGGUUUCCUCCAGGAUGCAAAGUGGUGGCCUUCACUGGGGACAACCCAGGUCAGCCUGGGCACCAGCGACACGCUGUUCCUCUGGCUCCAGGAGCCCACGCCCGCCCUGGAAGGCCACAUCUUCUGCAACCCGGUUGACCCCCAGCACUACAUGGCGCUCCUGUGCUUUAAAAACGGCUCCCUGAUGAGAGAGAAGAUCCGCGAUGAGUCCGCUUCUGGUUCCUGGAGCGAGUUCUCCAAGGCGCUGCAGUCCACGGAGAUGGGGAACGGCGGAAACCUGGGUUUUUAUUUUGAUGUCAUGGAAAUCACCCCAGAAAUUAUCGGGCGCCAUAGGUUUAGUGCAGAAAACCAUGAGGUCCCGGCAUUCCCCCGGGAUGUGGAGAUUCGAGCACUGAUCGAGGGACAGUUCAUGGCCAAGAAGAUUCAUGCUGAGGCGCUGGGCUAUCGAGUCAUGCCCAAGACAAAGAUUUUGGCCACUGGAGGAGCAUCUCACAACAGAGACAUCCUACAGAAAUGGGGAGCUUACAGCUCAUUCUCUCCCAGGAAGCCAGCUCUUUACGGCUCACAUGGAGAACAGGUGCUUGCAGAUGUGUUUGGUGCCCCCGUGUACAUCAUAGACACCGCCAACUCAGCCUGUGUGGGCUCUGCUUACCGAGCUUUCCACGGCCUUGCAGCUGGAACAGACAUGCCCUUCGCAGAGAUUGUGAAGUUAGCCCCAAAUCCCAGAUUAGUUGCAACCCCAACCCCAGGAGCGUCUCAGGUCUAUGAGGCCCUCCUCCAGCGGUAUGCCAUGCUUGAGCAGAGAAUCCUGAGCCAGACCCGGGGGCCUCCAGAGUGAAUUCUGCAGGCCCAGGCCCCCUGACCCCACUUGGAGAUGUGGCCUUGGAAAGCUGGGAUCCUCUUCCCUAUUCUGGGCAGCUCUGCCCUCCCCGCUUCCCCACCUGAUUCCUUGCGGUGCUCCAGCCCUGCCCAGGACCACCUUAAAGCCCAUCUUAGCACAUCCUCCUGAACCCAGAUGGGCUGCUCGUGUCCUCGUGCCAUUGUGCCCAGGGCAGGAAAGCAUCUCUCCUUUCCUGUCUUUAUCCCAGGAGGCAAGAUAACACUGAGCUUGGGAUAUAUCCAAGAAAAAUUGUGACUUUUCCCCUUUCAGGACCUAAAUCAGCAGAUUGGGAAAGACAAAGCAAAAUAAAUAGAUUCUUUCCUUUUUAUUCACCAGUUUUCAGGAUGAUAAGUUGAUCCCCAAGCAUCCUCUGAAAGCAAUUAGGUUUUUAGUAUGAUACAUUUAACAUACUUUGUAUGUCUUAAUCCAUUGCAGUGAUUCUUCUUCUUUUUAUCUUCUUUCUGAUAGCCAUUCCCUCCAGCUUUUCUCCUGCUUUCGUUGUGUGCAUGUGUGCUCAGUCAUGUUCAACUCUGGAUGCCAUGGACUGUAGCCACCUGGCUCCUCUGUCCAUGGGAUUUCCCAGGCAGAAUGCUGGAGUGGGUUACCAUUUUCUUCUCCACCCGCUUUCCUUAUUUAUCAUUCAUUCAUUCUUCUUUACUGAGCCUUCUGCCCUGUGUACCCUUUAUUGCUCGGCCCCAAAUCUCUGUUCUCAUUCCUCCUUCCCUCCGAUUCUGUCCCCUCUUGUUGGAUGAUUUCAUCUAGCCUUGGACUUCAACUGCUCCUUAAAUACUAGUUAUACCCAGCUCUGUGUUUCCAGCCAGAACUCUCUUUGGAGUUGGUCAGCAUUCUUACAGGGGUACUUCAGACACAACUUAUCUUCCCACGCCCUUCUCCAAACCUCCUCGUCCAGAGUUCGUGUUCCAGUGAAUUGGUACCACCGUCUAUCCAUUCAUUCAUUCAGGAACCCAAACUCAGAACUCAGAUAUCUGCUUUCCCACCUCAGAUCAGUCACCGAGUAACUUUGGUUAUUCCUUCAGUAAUCCCUUAAGAGUAGUUCCUUUCUCGCCAUCCCUCCCUGUUUUACUUUAGACCCUUUUAUUCCUUGCUGAAAUUGCCUCUGUAGAAAGUCCUCUGUGACCUGCCUCCUGCAAAAUCCUCCAGAUUUUUCUUUUGCUACAGGCCUGCACCUAAGUUGGACUUGGGUUAAACCAAACUACUCAUGGUCUCAUCCAGAGGACACAAAUGCUGCAACAGGUUUGAGACCUUAGAGGAUCAGAGCAGAGACUAGUGGGAAGUCAAGGGAAGGAGUUUAGAGGUUUAAGUAGGAUAAGAGAUACCACAUCUGAAAAAGAUGAAGUCAUCUUGAAAGGGAGUGAUACCCUUCUAAGCUUGAUGGAUGAAGGCAAAAAAAGGAAGCAAGAAGCUGAAGAUCACAGCCCAUCAACAGCAGGUCAAAGAUUCAAAGAUUCAGAAGAACUCUCCCCCCACCUCACCACCACUUGGACAUUACUUAUUAAAGAAAUUCCAUUACCAACCAACAAACAAGGAGUCUCCUACCAAAAAACAGAGAAAGUCGUUCAAUCCACUCAUUUUACCCCUGCUCCCAUAGAGUUGCCCAUUAUUACAGGGAUAUCAACAUAAACAGAAAAAGGAGCUGAUUAUACAAAUAUGAGAAGAAAAGUGAGAAUCAUAACUUUUAAAGCUAAUGAAAUACUUCACGUAAAAAGCAACAGAAGGUAAAUUAUAACAACCCUCUAACAUGAACUUCAGAAAAUAAGAAACAAUUGUGGCUAUGAAAGAAUACCACAGAUCAGAAAUCUAGAAACUCAGAAUAAAAAUGUGAACAACAGAUAACGUGAAAAGAGAAUAGCCCAAGCUUGUGGAAGAAUUUGAACAGAAAGAUAAAAUCACCCUAGAUGAUGAAGACUAAAUUACAACAUAUCCAAAUGAAAAUAGGAAUGACUGCAAGUACUAUAAAUCAUAUAGAAGAUAAGAAUGAAAAAACCUAAGACAGCAAAAACAACGUGAAGAGCUGGAAAGGCCCAGAAGGAAAAUGACAGAGAAGAUAGGCAAGGAAAAAUUAACACAGGCAAAAUUGGAGUCUUGAAGCCAAAAGAUAAAACAAUGAAACAGAGUUAAUAUUUAAAACUAUCCAAAGAGGAAGUCCUGGAAACAGAAGAUCUGAAUUUGUAUCUUGAAUAGACCUGUCUAGUUACUUGGAAAAUUGACUCAGAAUGAUCAGCUGAGAUACUUCCUAAUAAACUAUUAUCCUUUGAAGGUGAGGGGGAUUUUCUAUAGGCCAAAAGGCCAGAAAAGUCUCCAGAAAGAUCAGGUUGGCAUCAAAAAGCGAGGUAGCAGUGGAGCAACAUGUUCAAGAAACUCAGAGAAAAAAUAUGAACGGAGUGUUUUGUGUCUAGCUAAACUGCCCUUUAAGUAUCAGGGAUGUUUUUUAAAAAGUUUUAAUCAUGCAAGAGCUCAGGAAAUAUUGUACACAUAACUCCUCAGUAUUCUACUAAAUCAAGCUUCAUCCAAUUAGGAGAUCAUUGGGGAAACUUCAGCAAAAGGGUUGCUAGUGAGCACUGAAUCGUUUUAGACCUAAGACCAAAGUGAAAGUGGGGAUUGGGGUGGGAGAAGAGUAUCAAAUGGUACAUGUUUUGACAAGGUAGAAGUAACUAAAUUAAAAAAAAAAAAAGAAGAGGACAGUAUAAAGAGCUGUCAUGGGAAUUCUCUGGUGGUCCAGUGGCUAAGACUCUGUUCUCCCAAUUCAGAAGGCCUGGGUUUGAUCCCUUGUCAGGGAACUAAAUCCCACCAAGACCUGGUGUAGCCAAAUAAGUAAAUAAAUAGAUAAAUUUAAAAAAAUAAAUUAUAUAUAUUUAUAACCUCAAAGAGCUCUGUUGCAAAGGCAAAAUGUACAAGUCAAAGUACUCCGGGGCAAAGGGAAAACAUAAAGCAAAAUUUCAGAGUGUUCAAAAAAGUGAUUGAGGGAAUUUCCUGAUGGUCCAGUGGUUAGGACUCGGGCACUUUCACUCUCUCUGUUCCAUCCCUGGUAGGGGAAAUGAGAUCUUGCAAGUUGCACAGUGGGGCAAAAAUAAAAAAUAAAAAUGUUCAGGACCUGGGUGUAAAAUACUUAUAAAACUUAUAGAAAUGUGUUAAAAAGAAAAAUUAAUGGAGAGAAAAAAGAUUGAUAAUGAAAUCUAUAGGAUAUAAUUAAAACAGUGAUAGGUGACGUAUAGCUUUAUAAUACUGUAACACUGAUAAAAAUAAAACAGUUAAAUGAAUUAAAAAUACAGGAAAAAAAUGUCAAUUCUACCCAAUUAAAAAAGACAAUGUUUC
This is a messenger RNA of Bubalus bubalis (water buffalo), 5168 nucleotides long. RefSeq names its product xylulokinase (gene XYLB). NCBI's taxonomy places the organism in Eukaryota, Metazoa, Chordata, Mammalia, Artiodactyla, Bovidae. The coding region runs from base 99 to 1793 and encodes 564 amino acids. Gene Ontology annotation, cellular component: cytosol. Gene Ontology annotation, biological process: xylulose metabolic process; D-xylose metabolic process. The record is from RefSeq and is a predicted model, not a curated record. The transcript is spliced from 19 exons. Gene Ontology annotation, molecular function: D-xylulokinase activity.